AUGCGAUUGCUGAAUGCGCGUACUAUUGAGCUGGAGAGCUUUAUUGGUGACUAUCCGUCAUACGCCAUUCUGUCACAUUGCUGGGGCGAGGAUGAGGUCCUUUUCACAGAUCUCUUGGACCUUACAGAGGCGAAGAAGAAGCAAGGAUUCAGCAAGGUCGAGAAGACGUGCGAACAAGCGGUCAAGGAUGGCUUCGACUAUGUCUGGAUUGACACAUGUUGCAUCGACAAGAGCAGCAGUGCUGAGUUGUCCGAGGCCAUCAACUCAAUGUUUGCUUGGUAUAGAAACUCUGACAAAUGCUACGCUUAUCUAGCUGACGUGGAUGGGCUCGGGGAGUUUGCGCAUAGCAAGUGGUUCACUCGAGCUUGGACGUUGCAAGAACUCCUGGCCCCAAGCCAUCUCCAAAACGGCGGCAAAUCGGGCAUGGACUUCUUCUCGCGCCAAUGGGUCAAGCUGGGGAGCAAAUCAGAUCUCAGUACAAGAAUCAGAGAUGUCUGUGGCAUCGAAAAGGCGUAUCUGGAAGGCCAAAAUAUCUACUCAGCAAGUAUUAGUAUGCGCAUGUCCUGGGCUGCUGAACGGCAAGCCACAAGAUCAGAAGACAUUGCUUACAGCUUGUUGGGUAUGUUCGACGUCAACAUGCCCUUGCUGUAUGGCGAGGGUAAGCUGAAG
Messenger RNA from Boeremia exigua, 669 nucleotides. Its product is annotated as heterokaryon incompatibility protein-domain-containing protein. NCBI's taxonomy places the organism in Eukaryota, Fungi, Ascomycota, Dothideomycetes, Pleosporales, Didymellaceae. The transcript has a single exon. The record is from RefSeq and is a predicted model, not a curated record. The annotation marks the transcript as partial.